UUAAAAGCGGCAAUCGAACACCUCACACUCGAUCGUCUACAUACUGUACUCUACAAAGCCCUUGACGAAUCGCCAAAAGCUCGUUCAGUGUUCGAGAGAGAACUCUUGGCCCCACUAUCUCCUGAUCACAAUGACGACAAAGAAGAAGAGAUAGUAGCAAAGAAGAAGUCGGGAAGAAAAAGACCACGGUUCGAGUUGUGUAGAUGGUGCAAAGAAGAAUUCGACGUCACAAGUAAUCCUGAAGACGCCUGUCACCGUCACACAGGCGAGUUGAUACCUGUUAAGCGCUCCCGAAGAGCUCAUGACAUAACAGAAGAUCUCCCAACCGAUAGGGUUGAGAAUCGAGUGAACAAUGCCGAGGGCUUUGUGUGGGACUGCUGUUGGGCAUAUGGCGACGGUGAUGGCUGUAGGACUACUGCCCAUGAGAUUGACGAUGAUCAUGACCCAAAGAAAUCUAAGCGA
This is a messenger RNA of Aureobasidium melanogenum CBS 110374, 462 nucleotides long. RefSeq lists its product as uncharacterized. The annotation marks the transcript as partial. Lineage: Eukaryota; Fungi; Ascomycota; Dothideomycetes; Dothideales; Saccotheciaceae. The record is from RefSeq and is a predicted model, not a curated record. The transcript is spliced from 2 exons.